AAGUCCCCGUGUAGUAAAGAGUCUGAGCUGAGCGGUGGAGCCUGCUGUGUGGUGGACGCGGUUAUCAUAUUAGUAACCUUAUCAAAAGGAUCCACAUACACAGUGCGCACUUUGCCAGGAACGUUCUAAAUAAAAACAGGUUUUUAUAUUUUACAUAAUUAAUUUGCACUCUCAUCUGCGUAAGAAGAAAAAUUUUGAUAUGACUUAAUUUGAUAAUAAUAUUAUAUGACACUAUCGACAUCCGCACUAUGAGAGUGUACGAUAAUUAAGUGUCAAAAUGUUGAGCGGAUAUAACUUUAAGAGGACAAGACAGACACAGAAGGCGAGAGUCGAGGGAUCACGUCAGCAUCAUGAAGGGUUGGCUGGCUGUAGUGACUGUGUUGCUAGCGAUGACCACGAUGGCCGCUGGCCGCCACAGGCUGAAGACAGACUUCGCCGCCUGGAGAGUAGCCGAUGCCGGAAAAGGCUUUUUCUACAAGAAAGUAAACCCUCUAGUCCACAACUACAACAACAUGGCACCUGCAGUGGACCAAUAUUACAACUUCAGAAAUGGUGCUGUCGGUAGCCAGGACUACAACUACUGGGAGGAAAAUACUGCCUAUCAAAACAACGAUGCUUUGAAAGACUUUGACUCACCCGUCAGGCGGGAGAUGCAUCCGAUAAUGACAGACUGCCAGAAUUGCCAGACUCGCUAUCAAUGCGCGAAAGCAGGCUGUUUGAAGAACAAAGGACGUUGACUCCCAGCUUGGCCCAGAGCAGCAACAGUAUGGGGUCGCCCUUGGCCCAGAGCAACAACAGUAUGGGGUCGCCCUUGGCCCAGAGCAUCAACAGUAUGGGGUCGCCCUUGGCCCAGAGCAUCAACAGUAUGGGGUCGCCCUUGGCCCAGAGCAACAACAGUAUGGGGUCGCCCUUGGCCCAGAGCAACAACAGUAUGGGGUCGCCCUUGGCCCAGAGCAACAACAGUAUGGGGUCGCCCUUGGCCCAGAGCAGCAACAGUAUGGGGUCGCCCUUGGCCCAGAGCAACAACAGUAUGGGGUCGCCCUUGGCCCAGAGCAUCAACAGUAUGGGGUCGCCCUUGGCCCAGAGCAUCAACAGUAUGGGGUCGCCCUUGGCCCAGAGCAACAACAGUAUGGGGUCGCCCUUGGCCCAGAGCAACAACAGUAUGGGGUCGCCCUUGGCCCAGAGCAACAACAGUAUGGGGUCGCCCUUGGCCCAGAGCAACAACAGUAUGGGGUCGCCCUUGGCCCAGAGCAUCAACAGUAUGGGGGUCGCCCUUGGCCCAGAGCAUCAACAGUAUGGGGUCGCUCUUGGCCCAGAGCAACAACAGUGUUAGGAUUAAGUACUACAGACGUUAAGUGUAGCAUGUUUUGAGCAGAUGCUCUUUUGUUUAUGCUCUUGUUUAUAACUUUGUAAAUAGUAAGUUUUGUAACGUAUACCUGGACGUCAUUGUUGUUGUGGUUGAGAAUAAACUAUGUGUUUA
Molecule: messenger RNA, 1480 nt
Organism: Procambarus clarkii (red swamp crayfish)
Lineage: Eukaryota; Metazoa; Arthropoda; Malacostraca; Decapoda; Cambaridae
Product: mineralocorticoid receptor
Source: RefSeq, a predicted model, not a curated record